Molecule: messenger RNA, 867 nt
Organism: Entamoeba invadens IP1
Lineage: Eukaryota; Evosea; Mastigamoebida; Endamoebidae
Exons: 1
Coding region: 1-867 (288 amino acids)
Source: RefSeq, a predicted model, not a curated record
AUGUGUAUGGAUGGAAAGUGUAUCAAAUGUCUUGAUUAUGCCAUAUACACCAAUGGAGAGUGUUUAACAGAAUCGUCUUGUAAUUCUAUAACAAACAGUUUAUGUCUUUGUAACUCAGAAUCGAUAUAUAAUGGGAAUGCUUGUAUUUCGAAAAGAGAAAAUUGUUCAUAUGAUAGAUUAAGUGGGUGCGAUGAAUGCAUUGAAGACCAUCAUCUUGUAUAUAACACGUGUACGCUACAAGUUGAACCAAAUUGUUCUCUUCAAAUGUCAUCCACUUGCAUUUCCUGUGAUUUUGGAUUGUAUUUAGAAGAUGAUGGCAACUGUGUUGAGUGUCCAAUAGAGUGCACCUCGUGUAUAUCUUCGACUCAAUGUAUAACAUGUACAAAUGAAAAAUACUUACAAGAUCACACAUGUAUUUCCAGUGACGAAUUGAGUAAAGUGUGUGACAAACCAUUACUAACAGGGUCCGGGUGUGCAAUCUGUAAGAGUGGAUAUUAUAGAAGUGGUGAUGGCUGUAAGGUGUGUAAUACGGGAUGUGCUACAUGUACUGAUGACAUUAAAUGCACCACAUGUCAGAGUGAUUAUUUUAUGACUUAUGACGAGGGGGUUUGCAAGUUACAAAACACCACAAUUGGGUGUGUUGAGAUAAACACUGCUUUGGGAUGCGUCACAUGCACUUCUGGGUAUUAUUUAUAUCACAAAGAGUGUGCACCUUGCUCUGAUAAUUGUAAUCAAUGUACUUCACAAACAACAUGCCAGACAUGUGAGUCUGAUUUCGUUUUGGUAAAUUCACAGUGUACAUCAUUAGAAUUAGUCAAAGAUUGUAUUAAAGUAUCUGACUCCAAAUGCUCUAAAUGUACAUUUUAA